Molecule: messenger RNA, 390 nt
Organism: Vitis vinifera (wine grape)
Lineage: Eukaryota; Viridiplantae; Streptophyta; Magnoliopsida; Vitales; Vitaceae
Product: auxin-responsive protein SAUR67
Exons: 1
Coding region: 1-390 (129 amino acids)
Biological process (GO): response to auxin
Source: RefSeq, a predicted model, not a curated record
AUGAAGGGGAAGAGAAUUUCUCUUCCAAGAACAGAUUUGGUUUUGGAUGCUGACUGUUGUAGUACAUCAGCUGUGGCAGACAAGGGCCAUUUUGUUGUGUACAACACUGAUAGGAGACGCUUUGUGAUUCCUUUGGUGUAUCUCAGUAAUGAGAUCUUCAGAGAGCUUUCACAAAUGUCUGAGGAGGAGUUUGGGGUAGAAAGUGAAGGCCCCAUCAUAUUGCCAUGUGAUUCAAUCUUCAUGGACUAUGCAAUCUCAAUCAUCCAACACGGUGUAGCAAAAGAUUUGGAGAGAGCUCUGAUCAUGUCUCUAACUUCACAUAACUGCUCAUCCUCGGCAUACUUCCAUCAAGGAGAGAGCAAUGAGCAGUUACUACUAUGUGCCUUUUAA